AUGGUGGAGGUGAGUACCAGCCAGGGGCUGAGCUGGCAGAGAAAUACCAACAAAUUGCCCCUGGCCCAUGGUGGAGAGUCCGAGACGUCCCUGUGUGUCCCAGGCCACCUGAGUGGCAUGGCUGGGGUGGAGUUAGAUGACUGGUUGGGGCUGUGUCACAUUGGGCCAGACACUGUGCAAUGCGGACACAUCAACUCGGCAGAACUUCUCAUCUUCCUGUCAUCUCUCACACCCACUGGGGCCUCAGCCACAGGCAGCAGCUGCCCGCCUGCCCACCUCCUUCCUUCCCAGCCAGAGGGGACUUCUGCAGAGCCAGGUAAUAGGGGCAUAAAGGGGGAACCCACUCCAGAAUUGGGUUGUUGCCACAAGACCAAGACCCUGGGGAGCACAGGGGGCUCCCUCUCCCCCAGCCUGGACUUCCAGCUCUGCCAAGGAAACCAGGUCUUCCCAGCCUGCAGGUCACCUCCAGACACAGUGGAUGCCCAUGGCCUGUCCUGUGCCAACUGGCUGUGCCCCUUGCCACUGGCACCAGCCAGGUCUGCCCUGCUGGCCUGCCCCCAGGGCCUGGACCUAUACCUGUGCGCCCUGCAGCCAGCACCCCUGGGCACAGCCCCGCAGGGUCUCAGAGAGGACACCUUGAGCACGAAGCACCAGCCACCAGGGCUGCACGCCGGCUCCACAAAUGACGAGAAACUCAUAGCCAGGUACCCUCCGAGCAGAGACAAGAUGGGAAGCCGGCCAGAGAGAGUUGGCAAGGGGACCUCCUGCCCAUCCUUCUCUUGUCCCAACAGCUCUUCCGCAACCCCCUGGCAGAAUAGAAGGAGCCGCAGCCCCUCGGCUUCCUGCUCCUGCCCCCUGCCUGCUCCCAGCUCCAAAGAACUCCCAUUCCAUCUCCACCCCUUCUAUCCUGCAUACCCAUUUCUCCUGCCUCCACCUUACCUGUUCACCUAUGGGGCCCUACCUUCUGUCCAAUGUCCCCCCCUCUUCAUGCUGCCCCAAGACACCUCCUACCCCGCCAUGGCUGUGCCCAGCUUGCUGAUGACUGUCAAUGAGCCUGGGCACCACAGUGCCCCAGGGGAGACCCUGCAUCCCUACCCAGGGGCCUCCCAAGCCCCUGGCCAAACUCGACCCUCCCAGGCCCGGAAUCCAGGCCCUGGAGUUGCCAGGCCCUCCGCUCCAGGGCCGGAGCGUGCUGGCAGGGUAGCUCCAGCAAAGCGGGCCCCACCGGGUUCCCGGACAGGCACCGCAGCCCUGCCUUACCCGCUGAAGAAAGAGAAUGGCAAAAUCUUGUACGAUUGCAACGUGUGUGGCAAGAGCUUCGGGCAGCUCUCCAACCUCAAGGUCCAUCUGCGUGUGCACAGUGGGGAGCGCCCGUUCCAGUGUGCCCUGUGCCAGAAGAGCUUCACCCAGCUCGCGCACCUGCAGAAGCACCACCUGGUACAUACCGGGGAGCGGCCCCACGAGUGCCUGAUGUGCCACAAGCGGUUCAGCAGCUCCAGCAACCUCAAGACCCACCUGCGCCUGCACUCAGGGGCCCGGCCCUUCCAGUGCAGUGUCUGCCCAAGUCGCUUCACCCAGCACGUGCACCUGAAGGUGCACCAUCGGCUGCAUGCCCCACAGCCCUGUGGCCUAGCUCACACCCACCUGCCUCUGGCAUCUCUUGCCUACCUUGCCCGAUGGCACCAGGGGGCACUAGAUCUUGUGGCGGCUCCAUCAGAGAGGCAGAUGGGCCGGGAUGUGGACAAGGUCAAGGUGUCCUCAGCAUCAGGAAAAGCAAGGACAACCAGCCUGAGUGAUGGGGCCAGGACUGCCCUGGGGAGGGGGCAGGGGCAGAGCAAUUAAAGGAUUUUCUCUAUGAUGA
Messenger RNA from Diceros bicornis minor, 1861 nucleotides. RefSeq names its product zinc finger protein 683 (gene ZNF683). The record is from RefSeq and is a predicted model, not a curated record. Gene Ontology annotation, biological process: cell fate commitment; regulation of transcription by RNA polymerase II. Lineage: Eukaryota; Metazoa; Chordata; Mammalia; Perissodactyla; Rhinocerotidae. Gene Ontology annotation, cellular component: cytoplasm; nucleus. Gene Ontology annotation, molecular function: DNA-binding transcription factor activity; RNA polymerase II cis-regulatory region sequence-specific DNA binding; histone deacetylase binding.